Messenger RNA from Medicago truncatula (barrel medic), 1372 nucleotides. Its product is annotated as GDSL esterase/lipase At5g08460. The transcript is spliced from 5 exons. The record is from RefSeq and is a predicted model, not a curated record. NCBI's taxonomy places the organism in Eukaryota, Viridiplantae, Streptophyta, Magnoliopsida, Fabales, Fabaceae. The coding region runs from base 197 to 1345 and encodes 382 amino acids. Gene Ontology annotation, molecular function: hydrolase activity, acting on ester bonds.
UUCCCCAAGUUAACAACCACAUAAAAACCCUCCCUCCAAUUCGUUUCAAUUUCAAACCCCAUCUAAAAACCACUAACCCCUGUUCAGUUUUUCAGUUAAAUAAACGCGCCAUCGGAACUUCACUUGAAUCACAUUGCAUUCCACCCCUUUUCUUCUUCUUCUUCUUCUUCUUCUUCUUCUUCUUCUUAACUCAACCAUGGAAAACGCGAGUGUUAUAAUACCAAUAUCUAUUAUUCUACUAUCUUUCAUCUUCUUAUGCGGUCCCUCAACUGCACAACCACAACCACAACCCGCUAUUCCUCCUUCUCCUUCUCCUCCACCUCUAGCUCCUGCAUUGUUCGUCAUCGGUGACUCCUCCGUUGAUUCCGGUACCAACAAUUUUCUUGCUACCUUUGCUCGCGCCGAUCGUCUUCCUUAUGGCAGAGACUUUGACACUCAUCAACCCACUGGAAGAUUCUCCAAUGGUAGAAUUCCCGUCGAUUUUCUUGCUUCGCGUCUUGGACUUCCUUUUGUGCCAAGUUAUCUUGGGCAGAGAGGGAAUGUGGAGGAUAUGAUUCAUGGUGUCAAUUAUGCUUCUGCUGGUGCAGGAAUUAUUGUCUCAAGUGGCUCUGAAUUGGGUCAGCAUAUCUCCUUAACUCAGCAGGUUCAACAAUUUACUGACACAUUUCAGCAGCUUAUAAUAAGCAUGGGAGAGGAUGCUGCAAAGACUCUCAUAUCCAAUUCCAUUGUUUAUAUCUCUAUUGGAAUCAAUGACUACAUUCAUUACUAUUUGCUCAAUGCAUCCAAUGUUGAUAAUUUGUUCCUUCCAUGGCACUUUAACCGGUUUUUAGCAUCUUCACUCAUGCGAGAAAUAAAGAACUUGUACAACUUAAAUGUUAGGAAAAUGGUGGUCAUGGGACUUGCCCCUAUUGGUUGUGCCCCUCGCUAUAUGUGGGAGUACGGUAUUCAGAAUGGAGAAUGUGUUGAACCGAUAAAUGACAUGGCCAUUGAGUUUAACUUUCUCAUGAGAUACAUUGUUGAAAAGCUUGCUGAGGAGCUCCCUGAUGCCAAUAUCAUCUUCUGUGACGUGUAUGAAGGUUCAAUGGAUAUUUUAAAGAAUCAUGAUCAAUAUGGCUUUAACGUCACGUCCGAGGCUUGCUGUGGAUCCGGGAAGUACAAGGGUUGGUUGAUGUGCUUAUCGCCUGAAAUGGCGUGCAGUAACGCAUCCAACUAUAUCUGGUGGGACCAGUUCCAUCCAACUGAUACAGUGAAUGGAAUUUUGGCAGCCAAUAUAUGGAAUGGUGAGCACGCUAAAAUGUGCUAUCCUAUGCACUUACAGGACAUGGUAAUUCAGAAGGCAAACUGAUACUGUUUGAUGUUAGUUUACCACAUU